AUGGAUGCACACAAAUCAACAAUGGAAUAUAUGGAGGAAGGAGAUAGUUAUGAUGAAGACUCUACAAAGCUCUAUGAGGAAUCAGUAAUAUUAGUGAUGAAAAAUCAAGAGAUUGAAUUCAAAAGGAUUUCGAAGAUUUUCACAAUAAUCGAUUUAUCACGGAACAAGUUUGAGGGGAAAAUCCCAGAGGUCAUUGGGAAUUUAAAUUCACUACGAAUACUGAAUUUAUCUCGUAACAACCUCACAGGGCAUAUUCCUGUUGAAAUGAUGAACAUGAGCAUGCUUGAAGCUUUGGACCUUUCAUUUAACCAGUAG
This is a messenger RNA of Lycium ferocissimum, 315 nucleotides long. RefSeq names its product receptor-like protein 32. The record is from RefSeq and is a predicted model, not a curated record. Lineage: Eukaryota; Viridiplantae; Streptophyta; Magnoliopsida; Solanales; Solanaceae. The transcript has a single exon. The coding region runs from base 1 to 315 and encodes 104 amino acids. Gene Ontology annotation, molecular function: protein binding.